Molecule: messenger RNA, 1998 nt
Organism: Owenia fusiformis
Lineage: Eukaryota; Metazoa; Annelida; Polychaeta; Sabellida; Oweniidae
Source: the annotation of a GenBank genome assembly
ACGUGAUCGAAUGCGGGAGAUCUGGAAGGAGGUCUUAUGUCUGUGACCCAGAUCGAGUCAUAUCAGAGAAUAAUGCAGUUAUACUGGAUAUGGCUAUAGAAUACAUAAGAGCGAAUGGUACGUGUGCCUGUAGAAGGAAGAAGUGCGCAAAAUUAGACUUAAUGCGGGGACCUGCUAUAUCAGUGGCCUUAUUGUCGAGCUUAUCGCUUUCUGAUGGGUUGAAUGACACCUUGAAAAACAAGCGUCUGACGAUGGAAACCUUUGGAAAUGCACUUCACAAGAAAGCGGACUGGAAGUUUGGAAAUUGCAAAGAUGAUAUCACAAUUAUCCUUUCUAAGUUUGAUCAACUGAUAUACACAGUGGUAUCAGAGAGACUAAAUACCAAAUUAAAACCAGCCUGUAUAGAUGACGUUCUUUCCUCUGUGCGUCCCUUACUGUCUGCUGGUGCUAUUGGGAAGGCACUGAAAGAGACAAUCGUAUCGUAUGGAAGGAUUCUCUCUUAUCUGAAAGAAGAUGAUAAAUUGAAUUCAACCAGAAACGACUGCUUAAAAGACAAAAGCACACUGGACACCAAACCCAAUCAUUGGCGUGACUUACAACCUAAAUUGAAAUGGACUAAAGAUAAUUUCCCCAAUCCACAGGAAGAACCUCGGAGAUGUGGGAGACGAGCGCCAUCUUUAUUAUGCGAUCCAAAUAAACUUUUAUCAGAGCAUGAAGCCAAAGCAGUGGAUGGUGCUCAAGAGGACAUACGAAUACACAGCAGCACUCAGUGUACACGUAAUGAAACAGUAAACUGUGACGAAGGAGUUCAAGUAUUUAUAGCAAUCAUCCCUGCAAUAGAAAGGUAUUCCAUGCACGACACCGACCGUGCUGAUCCAUGGGAUGUAUUCAUAUCACACAUACGCAAUACAUCAUUUGAAGGUAAAUAUGCCUGUGACGACACAAUAGGCAUAUUAGUGUCUACUUCAGAUCAAAAGAUGCGCACAUCAAUAGGCGAGAGUUUGAAAACAACUUUCACAGGGGAGUUGUUGACCUGUAUCAAUACACUUGCAGAACCACUGGUCAAAAAAGAUAGAUAUAGCGAAGCUAUUCUCCAGGUUCUUGCUGCAUACAGGGAUGUUCUGAUCAGCUCCAAUUAUUCAUGCGUGGUAAACACAAUGACCACUGCUAGCGACAUCUUUCAAUCCCAACGAAUGAACAUUUUUACAUCGUGGUAUAUCGCAGCUGCUGCAUCCCUUGGAGGACUUAUUGUUUUACUGACAAUUGUUGGAAUAUGUAUACGAUAUAACCGACAAUGUAGAACUAUAAAGGAAACACAUUUUUCAGGGUAUGUCGCCGCAAAAUAUAAAUCACCGGCAGCAGCCGCAAAAUCAAGUGCUUCGUGUGAACAAAAUAUAGAGGCCCCUGUCAUCUCUGUAUGCCAAGCGAAUAACCACAUCGAAAUUGAAGAGGAUAGCCGGCUUGAAGGGAAUCGUGCAAUCAAUGAAGUUUGCAAUGAAAAGAUGUCAGUCGAAGCGGUAGUAUCGAUUGAACUUAGAGAAACAGAAAGUAAUGAACUACAGAAUGGAGACAUUGUUGUUUGAAUACCACUUGGUCGAUUUUUGAAUAGCAAUAGAAUAGUGGUACUUCCGUGUCUUGCAUGUAGGAGUCCGUCCAAGAAAUCGGAAACGUUUGUCUAACUACGACCCUACUGUGCCUACCACUAGACUAUAAUAGAAUUUCCGUAAUGUGAAGUGUGGCUUUGUGUGUCACAUAAUGGGAAUGAAUAAUGUUAUCUGAGGCUUAUAUUUAUUUAUUCAUUUAUUUAUUUGCCAUUUGCAUACACAUAAGACUUUUAAAAUAUUGUGAACUGACCAGAUACUUUGGCCAAAGGUAAUGCACUGCAACUGAAAUAUUGUUGAAUACAUCAUAUAUCAUACUUGACUUGGAAAGUAGGAGUUCCUAUUGCAUAUGCAUGAUCCAUGUGCAAAUAUUUCUCCUUACCCGGAGACCAUUUUA